GAGGUUCUCUAGUCAAGUUGGAGGAAAUAUGUCAAAAUACAUAGUACCGCUUCUGGUAUUGUCAAACUGGCAAGGAUGCUAUGGCAGUACAUUACGAGGCACGAGGGCACGAGAAGGCCAGUUCCCCUGGUUGAUCCAGUUCCAGACAAUAGCACCCUGCGGAGGAGUACUCAUCUCUCCAGACUGGGUGCUCACCGCAGCCCAGUGCGUGCAGCACAAUCGGAACUCAAUUGAGUUGUACGCGGUGGGACUCAAUGGAACAGGCUCCAGGCAGACCGUCAACGUCAAGGCCACGUACAUAUUCCCUCAGUUCGUGUCAUACUCCAAGGUGAGGGACCACGACCACAACAUCGCCCUCCUCAAGCUGGUGCAGGCCUUCGACAUGUGUGACAGCAAGGUCCGACUCCUUGACAUCGCCCCGGUCAGACUUGAUGACAACUACAAAUCCUGCCUGAUAUUCGGCUGGCAGAGUUAUGUCGCUCCGACGGCCAAAGUCCUGGCCAAGCCGGUGCAGUACAGCGAGGUGAUACUCAAUUCGUGGAAGCUGUGCAUGUACAUGCUAAAGAGCAACGCCAGCUACGGGAACGUAUUCUGCACGAUGAUCGAAGCAGAAGAUGGUAUGAAGGCCUGCGCAGGGAAUCCAGGUUCUCCAGUGGUCUGCGAGGACCAAUACCAGAGGAUGGUGCUCCUAGGGAUCGCUUCCUGGUCUAACUUCUCCUUGGACUGCGGUGGAUUGCCCACAUAUCUCGGCGUCAGUGUGUUCAGGUCCUGGAUGUACGAUCUGAUCUUUAACGACAAGAAGAUGGAACAGUUGGAGUCUGGGUUUGAGCCCCAUGGUGGAGCUUGCAAACGUGAGAGAUACCUCGGUGGGAUAUCGAUCGAGAGCAGUGGCCAGAAUUACACCGACCUGCUGCAGCUCAGUGGUCAGCCAUCGGUCCUUCGCAAGUCCCCGUAUGGAGCACCGAAACUAUCGGAACUACAGUCCAAGCUCGAGCCACCUUUAUUCGAUAAUCACGUCAAUGAUUAUGGGAGAGUAUCGACAUUGUUUGGUACUCAAGACGGAAUGCCAUUUGGAAAUGUGGUGAAGGAACGAGACAGCAGUCUCAGACAGUAUCAAGAGAUCGGAAAGGUGGACGAUGUCAUGGCAAUAUCAGCGGAGCACAGUCGACCGAGCUUCUUAGACAAGCCAAUGGUUUAUCAAACGCAGUUUCGAAAGGAGAUCCAUGAAGAUGGGGAAGAUGAUGAACCUGAUGACAAUAUGGAGGUCGACUAUGAGGAUAUCACUCGAUCCUGUUGUUCACGGUUUAAUGUCAGUCUCAGAUUAUUUUAUAUCCCUUAUUUAGAAAUCCUCUACAUUAUCUUUAGUGCAAUUUAUUGA
Messenger RNA from Orussus abietinus, 1378 nucleotides. RefSeq names its product acrosin-like. Gene Ontology annotation, biological process: proteolysis. The coding region runs from base 29 to 1378 and encodes 449 amino acids. The transcript has 4 exons. The record is from RefSeq and is a predicted model, not a curated record. Gene Ontology annotation, molecular function: serine-type endopeptidase activity. Lineage: Eukaryota; Metazoa; Arthropoda; Insecta; Hymenoptera; Orussidae.